Messenger RNA from Staurois parvus, 999 nucleotides. Lineage: Eukaryota; Metazoa; Chordata; Amphibia; Anura; Ranidae. The record is from the annotation of a GenBank genome assembly.
AUGGGUAAAAGUGACACCUCUGUUCUCUUGGAACGCAGAAGCCAGGAUGGGCAAGUUUGGGACUCAGUGAAGAAAACAGCUUUUGUGUUAGGCACUGGACUUCUUACGUUUGCUGCCUUCAGAAACACAGUCACAUGGCACCUGCAGCGUUUCUGGGGAGCAUCGGGCGACUUCUGGCAGGCCCAAUGGGGGAAGCUGCACAGCUACUAUGGUGGAAAUGAAUUAGCCUUAUACUGCUUAGGAGCAAUGGUGGUCCCCAGCUUGUCAUUCUGGAUCUAUAAUGCUGUACUAAUGAUGAUCGACCUGACUGGAAAACCAAGCAUCAUUACCCGUUACAGAAUCCAGCCAGGAAAGAAUGAUCCGGUGGACCCUGGAAAGUUAAAGCAUGCAGUGAAAGUUGUGUUCUUCAACCAAGUCUUUCUUUCAUUCCCCAUGGUCCUUUUCAUGUACAUGUUCAUGCAGUUGAGGGGAAAUCCCUGUGGCACAGAACUGCCCACAUUCCAUUGGGUUCUCCUGGAGCUCUCAGUCUUCGUACUUGUGGAAGAAAUCCUUUUCUACUAUUCACACAGGUUGUUCCAUCAUCCAAGCAUAUACAAGCAUGUUCAUAAACAGCACCACGAGUGGACGGCCCCUGUAGGAGUGGUGUCACUCUAUGCUCAUCCUCUGGAACACAUUUUUUCCAACAUGUUGCCUUCCAUGGCUGGACCGAUGCUGAUGGGCUCCCAUGUAGCAACCAUUAUGUUGUGGUUCUGUCUUGCUUUGAUAACCACUACUAUCUCUCACUGUGGCUACCACCUUCCCUUCCUGCCAUCUCCAGAGUUCCACGACUUCCAUCAUCUCAAGUUUAACCAGUGUUAUGGCGUAUUGGGAGUACUUGACCGGCUACAUGGCACAGACCUGGUUUUCAAGCAAACUAAGGCCUAUGACAGACAUAUCUUACUGCUGAAUUUAACCCCUCUGACUCAGAGCAUUCCUGAGCCUACCAAGAAAUCAGAAUAA